AUCGGUGUGCCUGUCCACCGUAGCCUAAGCAACUGUGGAACAACUUUGGAAGAAAAGAUAUGGAUUAAAUGUGACUCAUCUUUUUCUGGAUAUAUUCAUUUUUAGAUUGAAGAAAAGAGGCUGAAGACUGAGGGAAAUAGUGAAUUCCACAAUGAACUGUAUAGCUCUCCUGGUGGUUACAGUCUGUUGUGUCUCUUGGACCUCUGCAAAUUAUCACUACCAUGAUCAAGAGAAGGACAAAGAACUUAAGUACCUAUUGGAACCACUGGUAUAUGCUGAGGUCACUGCCCGUCGUGGACAAGCAGUUAUUUUGCCCUGUAUGAUGAGGUUCAAAUUACCGCACUACAGAGUGAAGUGGACUAAGAUUGAACCCCUCAGUCGAGGAGUGGAAAAUAUAGUGCUCAUCACGAAUGGACAUGCAGAUAAGCAGUAUGGUUCAAUCGGGCCUCGAGCUUCUCUUCAACGUGCACAUGAUCUAGAUAUUUCCCUUCGCCUCGCCGAUCUGGAGCUGGAAGAUGAUGGCAGAUAUCGCUGCGAACUGAUCGACGGAAUUGAAGAUGAAAUUGUCAUCCUUACUCUGAGGAUUGAAGGGGUUGUAUUUCCUUAUCAAAGCCACCACAGUCGGUAUAGAUUUACAUACUUUGAUGCAAAAGAGGCUUGCGCUGAACAGGAUGCAGUACUUGCCACCUACAAGCAGCUUUAUCGGGCUUGGACUGAAGGAUUGGACUGGUGUAAUGCUGGAUGGCUGAAUGAUGGAACUGUCAACUACCCGAUCCUUCACCCACGGCUGGCCUGUGGAGGUGAUCUCCCACCAGGUAUCCGAAGUUAUGGGCCCCGUCACAGAAUACGGGAACAGUAUGAUGCUUUCUGCUUCACCUCUACAACCAAGGGCUCUGUGUUUUACAUUCCGGGGCCACUGAAUUUUGUUGAGGCGGAGCAUGCCUGCAGACAUGAGGGGGCCGAUCUAGCGAGAGUUGGUCAGGUCUACUCCUCCUGGAAGUUUCUGGGGCUGGACCGCUGUGAUGGAGGCUGGCUGCUUGAUGGCAGUGUACGAUUCCCUAUCAUCAAACCAAGGGGACGUUGUGUAGGGAUUACAGAACAGGGCGUUCGUAGCUUUGGGUAUCCCAGCAAAGGUUUGCGUCUUUAUGGGGCUUAUUGCUACAGGUAA
Xyrauchen texanus (razorback sucker) is the source of this 1168-nucleotide messenger RNA. RefSeq names its product hyaluronan and proteoglycan link protein 2 (gene hapln2). Lineage: Eukaryota; Metazoa; Chordata; Actinopteri; Cypriniformes; Catostomidae. Gene Ontology annotation, molecular function: hyaluronic acid binding. The record is from RefSeq and is a predicted model, not a curated record. The transcript is spliced from 6 exons. Bases 152 to 1168 code for a protein of 338 amino acids. Gene Ontology annotation, biological process: cell adhesion.